Molecule: messenger RNA, 921 nt
Organism: Purpureocillium lilacinum
Lineage: Eukaryota; Fungi; Ascomycota; Sordariomycetes; Hypocreales; Ophiocordycipitaceae
Molecular function (GO): oxidoreductase activity
Source: RefSeq, a predicted model, not a curated record
AUGGCCUUUUCUUCAAAGCUCCUCGCCGGCAAGGUGGGCAUCGUCACGGGGGCGGGAUCCCCUCACGGCAUCGGGCGCUCCCUGGUCCUCUCGCUCGCCGCUGCCGGCGCACGAGCCGUCUACGCCACGGACCUCACCCUGGCGAACAUCCCUUCCCUACAAGAAGAGGUGCGCGCCGCGGGGUCGGCGUGCAAGGUUCACGGACAGAUCUUGGACGUGUCGUCCGAGGAGCAAACUAUUAGCGUAGUCAAGAAGGCCAUCGCGGACCAUGGCCGCCUGGACUUUUAUUUUGCGAACGCGGGCAUUGGAGGCUUCAGGACGCUGCAGGAUACCAACGCCGCAUACUACGACCGCGUCAAUGCGGUGAUGCAGCGGUCCUUCUUCCUCGCCAUUCGCUAUGCCGGCCAAGGUAUGAGCAACCUUUCGGCGGAGAAGACGAGCCCGGGAGGUUCCAUCGUGGUCACCAGCUCGAUGGCCGGGGUUUCGGGAGGGGUGGCCGACAUCUCGUAUGCGUCCGCCAAAGCCGCCGUGAGCCACAUGGUCAAGUCGGCGUCGGUGCACUUAUCCUCGACACACGUGCGCGUCAACGCCAUGGCGCCGGGCUUCAUCCGGACGAGCAUCAUGGCGACGUCGCAGGCGGCGACCGAGGGCAAGACGCAGGAGCAGACGCCGCCGCUGAGCAAGGAGGAGGCGCUGCGGCAGUUCGACGCGACGCUCGGGCGGCAGGGCGGUGCCGGCAAGUCGCCGUACUACUACGACCGCAUCCCGGAGCCGGGAGAGGUGGCCAGCCUCGGCGUCUUCCUGGCGUCGGACCUGGCGGCCGCAGUCAACGGCCAGAACAUUGUUGCGGACUGCGGCAAGACGGCGGCGGCGUUUGGGGAGAGCAUCAUGGGACCUGUGGCCCCGAUGACGCCCAUUUAG